Molecule: messenger RNA, 9595 nt
Organism: Sardina pilchardus (European sardine)
Lineage: Eukaryota; Metazoa; Chordata; Actinopteri; Clupeiformes; Clupeidae
Gene: gpatch8
Product: G patch domain containing 8
Exons: 7
Coding region: 3247-7977 (1576 amino acids)
Cellular component (GO): nucleus
Molecular function (GO): nucleic acid binding
Source: RefSeq, a predicted model, not a curated record
ACCCCCCCCCUCCACCUGCACUGCUGUUGGACUCCUCAGCAAUGUCGCUUUUUUUUCCAUCUGUCUCUCUCUUCUCUUCUCUUCUCGCUCUCUCUCACUCGUUUUUUUUGUUUUGAUCUUCCUCUAAGUGCACCCAUCUUUUCCAUCCCUUCACUCAUGUGCAUGCCACCUGUCCGUCACCUCCGCAGACCCGCCUCCCCCUCCUCCACAGCGGCCCAUCUCUGCCCAGAACACCUGGAAUCUCGAUCAGCAAGUCCGCCUCAAAUCCCCAGGCAUGCUGUUGUGAUUGGCUGCCCUAAAUUCCAGUUGCCCCUCCCCCCCUCAAGUAUUUUUAUCCCCCCCCCCCCCUCUCCCUCCGUGCUGCCGGGGGAAACACGUGCGUGUGGAGAGCAGAGGACGCUGCAACCUCGGCCAGCUCGCAGCUCUGCAGAGGAGAGAGGAGAGGAGAGGAGAGGCUGGGCUCGAUUGUGUCCACUGCUGCAGUGCUGCUGCAGUGCAGGCCGGCUGGCUAGGCGGGGUUUAACCAGUCAGUGUGCAGCAUCCACCGUUUAAAGAGACCUCCGAUGGAUUGUCGGCAAGGCUAGCUCGUGUGUCUGUUCAGAACAAAAGGAAGGCUAGGACGUGUAGUUGCGUGUGUGUAUUUGUUUGUUUUGCGUGUUUGUUUGUUUAUUUAUUUGCGCUGGCACAAGGCCACAAAUGAUGGCAUUGCUGCACCGUGCUGUAUUUUUGGGACUGCGCAGAUUCAGAUUCAGAGGCGCACUGAAGCAGCAGAGAAGGUGCAGUCAUCAGUUCUGUUCUGCGCCCCAGAGCUAGAGCAAGACACAUGCGCGCACACACACACACACACACACGGACACACACACACGCACACGGACACACGGACACACUGAAGAAGCAAGCAGGGAAACGAGCACUUCCCCCUCGGGGGUUCACAGGAGAGAUAAGGAUGCUUUAUACGGAAACCAUCUGGAAGAAACAUUCCCAUAAGAGUCAGUCUCUCUCUCUCUCUCUCUCUCUUUCUCUCUCUCUCUCUCGCCCUCUCUCUCUCUCUGGUUCUCUACCUCUAUUUCUGUCUCUCCAACUCCUGUAUUAAGUAGACCCCUUUUUUGUAGCGUAAUUAGCUUAGCAUAACGCACCAGUCGGUACAGCACUAGCCUGCAGCAGUCUGAAUCACAUGUCUCUGACACGGUCUAAAAAACGGGGAUGGCUUUGAAGGUGGCAACUCACUAUUGGACCCUUUUAAAAAAAAAAAAAAAAAAAAAAAAACACAACCUCUUCGGCCAUUUGAGGGCAAAUGCAUUGCGUGCACAGUCACCAGGUGUGUCCACAACAGGGCGGAGAUGGCGCCGCGGGGGGUGCGGCGGGCUCCUAUUCGGGUGACCGAACCACCUUCAGGCACUAACACCACUUCCUGUCGCCCCUGUCUCCCGAGCCAUUCAGCCAAUGCCUUGCCUGCGUUGCCCCUCCUCCACCCUUCCUCGUUCAGUCCAUGCCAUGGCACUCAACGAGUUCCUCUUCUUGUCUGGUUAGAUGACCCUUGACCCCUUGUGCAUCACGGCUGUGUGCUCAUCUCUCUGUCGGUCAUCCAGCGAGCUGAAUGGCUCUCACCACUUUUCCUGUGCUCAUGGGUCGACUAACACCAAACCGCCCUCGUCCCCCUCCAACCCCCUUUGUUGAUGAUUAACACCAGAUGCAUGCUGGGUAGUUUUGAGUUUUGAGUCUUCUCCCUCUCUUUUGUUUUUGUUGACUUCCUUCACCUCUCCGUGUGGACCUGCGUUGGUUUUUGCUGUUAUUUUUUGUUGUGGUUAGCUGUAAAUGAGCUUGGAGUCCUGAGAGCCUUUUUUUCUGUGUUGUGCUGAAUGAUGAUGAUGAUGAUGGUGAUGAUGAUGAUGGUGAUGAUGGUAAUGAGGAUGAUUGAUGUGUGCUCUGGUGGGAAAGCUUUUUUCCUUUUUUUUGUUUCUCGCUUUUCAUCUCUCUUUUUUGUUCCAUGUCUCUGUCUGCGCCGACUUAUUACCGGACAUCUGAGUAUCAAACAUGCUCUCCCUCCCUCCCUCCCUCUCUCCCCUACCUCCACCUCUCUUCUUUUGCACACACACAGGGCCUUGGUGUGGUAGCCCAAGGCCUUUCUCACCCCCCCCCCCACCCCCACCCUUCUCUCCCUCUCUCACAUAUCUUUUCUGUCUCUCUCCCUCCAUCUCUCACUCUUUCAUGUCAUUGUGACCACAUGAUGUGACCACUUCUGUUGUCGUUGUUGUUGUGCUCAUAGUCUUCAGUCCCCCUCCCCCUCCUCUCUCUCUCUGUGUCUGUCACAUUGAUUUGCCUCUCGUUUGUUGUCUGUCUGGCUAAUGCACCUGUGUUGUUGUUCCUUCUCUCUGAUUCUGUGUGUUGUUGUGUGUGUUUCCGUCUGUGUGGUGCUUCAUAUAUGUAUGCGUCCUGCUAUACGUAUAUAAGCUCCUGUGUCGAGGGGGCGGCAGAGGGCUCCAGUCUUAGACGCACCCCAAAGACACUCUCUCUCUGUCUCUCUGUUUCUCCCCCCCCCCCCCUCCACUAAUAGAAGCGAGGCUAGGAUGGAUGCAUUACACAGAUUUAACUGAUAGAAAGACGGAUAGAGGUGUAUGCACCUAGACAGACUAGUCGCCUCUCUUCCUGUUGUUCAACCUCUCUUCCUCUACCUCCUCCUCCUCUUCCUCCUCCUCCAGCUUUGUGCCUCCACGUCUGUGUGUGUGUGUGUCUCUCUCUCUCUCUCUCUUUCUCUCUCUCUCACACCUGCUCCUCUUCCUCUGAUGAAGGGUAACAAUCACUCAGGAGUGUAGGUGUGGAGGAGCAGGAGGAGGAGGAGGAGGAGGAGGAUGAUUAUGGUCUUGGUGAUGUAUAGGAUAAUAUUAGCUGUGUUGCUUUGUGUGUGUGUGUGUGUGUGUGAGAGAGUGUGUGUGUGUGAGUGAGAGAGAGCGAGAGAAAGACUGUGUGUGUAUGUAUUUGUGUGUGUAUGUGUGUGAGAGAUUGUGAGUGUGAACAUAUCUGUGUGUGCAGGGAAAGCUUCUCUUAUUAGUGGAAUAUUUCUGGUCUCUCUCCCCUGUGUCCCCCUGGCAGGAUAACAUCGGUCACCGGCUCCUGCAGAAACAUGGCUGGAAGCUGGGACAGGGCCUGGGCAAGACCUUACAGGCAUUAUGAUCCUGGCCAUGUUGUGCUGAUGGUAAACUUAGUGGCCGGACGGACCCUGUGCCCAUCACCCUCAAAUAUGACGUCAUGGGGAUGGGACGCAUGGAGAUGGAGUUGGACUAUGCGGAGGAUGCCACAGAAAAGCGUAGAGUGCUGGAAAUCGAGAAAGAGGACACAGAGGAGCUGCGGCAGAAGUACAAGGACUUUGCUGAGAAGGAGAAGGCUAUUGCCAAAGCUCUGGAAGACCUGAGGGCUAACUUCUACUGCGAGCUAUGUGACAAGCAGUACACAAAACAUCAGGAGUUCGACAACCACAUCAACUCCUAUGACCACGCACACAAACAGAGGCUGAAAGAGCUGAAGCAGAGGGAGUUUGCGCGGAAUGUGUCGUCUCGCUCCCGGAAAGGGGGCAAGAAGCAGGAGAAGAUGCUGCGGAGGCUGCACGAGCUGGCCGAGCAGAGGAAGCAGCAGGACCGGACUCCUGGCAGCGGCCCCAUGUUCAAGGCCACUACAGUGGCUGUGGACGGUGAGAAGGGGGAUGAUAGCGAAGCCUCCAAUCCAGACGGCGUCCCCAUGGUGACAGACAGCCCAGCCGAAAGCACGACAGUCGAGGAGAAAGUAAACCAGGGCUCGCCGCGGCCCGGCCCAGCCAUCAGCUUCUCCUUCAGCAAGCGCAGUGGCUCUCCGAGCACCCAGGGGGCGACGGUGCCGGUGGCCGCGGCGGCGUCAGCGGCGUCGCAGGCACCCAAGGUCAGCGUGUCCUUCUCUUUCGCCAAGAAGGCCCCGGUGAAGCUGGAGACAGUCGCCUCCUUGUUCACCGACCCAAGGGAGGAGGUGCUGGAGGGUGAGGAGGGCCAGGAGGAAAGCACAGGCAGCGCCGGCAGUGCCGGUGAGAAGCCAGCCGCGGAGACCGAGACGGCAGUGGCCGGGGCUAGCACUGAGAGCACGGCAGCUUGUGUUGCUACAGAAACAGCGGCAGCAACAGUGUCAGCAGCAGCAGCAGCAGCAGCAGACACGGCGUCAGGCAGUGAAGACCAGGCGGCAGCCGACGAUGGCGCUUCACUUGCGUCCACGCUCAACAAACUGAAGAUGAUGAUGAAAAAAGAGGAAGGCUACGCCGGGCAAGAGCCGCAGUAUUACCACUACACGCCGCCCGCACAUUGUCGAGUCAAGCCUCACUUCCAGUUCCUGCUGUUCAUGAAGGCCUCGGACCAAUGUCCGAUCCCCGACGGAGAGGACGCGACAGAGGAGAACGGGAAGAAAGCCGCACCAGUGGAGAGCGAGCCACCAGCAGCAGCAGUAGAAGAAGCAGCAGCAGCAGCACCACCACCAGCAUCAGACGUGGAAAAAAAAAAAAAAGUAACAGAAGGGAAAGAAGGGACUGGUGACACAGCAGACAAGGAGACCACACGGAUGAAGAGCCCACAGCCCACGACCACCAGCUGCAAACCUGAGAGAGAACCCGAGAGCGAGAUCACAUUGAGCAAGCCCACAGAGCCCACUCCAGCCUCCUCCUCACCCAAAGUGAAAACAGAGAAGAGUGAAGAAGGUUCCGGAACCCCCACAUCAUCUGCCCCUGCCCCUCCUGUGGCACCAGCAGCAGGAGACGCUCCCAAUCCCGAGGGCCCUCGGAUACCGUCGGGCCCCUUCUUCCCAGUGCUGAGUAAAGACCAGAGCACCACUUUGCAGUGGCCCUCGGAGCUGCUGGAGUUCACCCGCGCACAGCCCGCCCUCUCGUACAGCUGCAACCCCCUCUACUUCGACUUCAAGCUGUCCCGCUGCCGGGCCGCCAACAAAAACGCCAAAGCAGUAGGCAGCGGGGAAUCCAAACAGGGCAAAGCCGGGACUGGCGGGGAAAGUCAGGACCCAAAGCAGGAUAAUCUGGACAGUGCCCCCUCGACGAGCCAGUCGGACCCAGCAGCGAAGCCCACAGAACCGGACCAGUCCAGCCUGAAGCCAGCAGGGGGCGAUCAGCAGGUGCAGGACCUGGAGGCCGGAGGGUCCAAGAAGAAGAAGAAGAAAAAGAAACACCGGAAGGGCAAGCAUUCCAAACGCAAGAACAAAGAGAAAAGCGGGGAGGCGGCAGAGGGCGAAGGAGAGGCCGGGGCACCGGCGGAGAAGACCAAAAAGAAGAAGAAACACAAACGAAAGAAGAGUAAAAACAAGCGAUCUGGAGAGGAGGAGGAUGGGGAUGGAGUAAAGGAGGUAGAGAAGGAGAAGGAGAAGGAGAAGGAGAAGGAGAAGGAGAAGGAGAAAGACAAAGACAAAGAUAAGGACAAAGAUAAGGACAAAGACAAGGACAAGGACAAAGACAAAGAUAAGGACAAAGAUAAGGAUAAGGAGAAAGACAAAGAUAAAGACAAAGACAAGGAGAAAGUCAAGGAGAAGGAGAAGGAGAAGGAGAAGAAGAAAGAUAAAGAAGAAAAAGGAACCACUCCUCCCGAGCCUUUGGCAGGGAGUUCCACGGCCACUGAGGCGAAUAAGAGGAAGCGUCCGCUGAAGGAGAGUUCGCAACGUUCCACUGGAGAGGAUGGGAAAGCCGGCGUCUCGGAGGAGCACAACGGUACCAAACGUGCAAAGGUAGAACCUCGCGUUCCCCCGACAUCGUGCUCGGCCUCUGCCCAGCGAGGGGGCUCUGGGCACGGCCGUCCUCCCAGCAGUGAGAGCGAGGAGGAGGGUGGGGGCUCUCGGUCCAAUACCCACCGCCGGCGAUCCCGCUCCCCACGCGACCAGAGUCGGCGUCAGCGCAGCGAGGACUCCGCUCGCUCCCGCAGUCGCUCCAGCCGGCACGGUGACCGGCAUGGCCGACGUCACCAUCACCACCACCGCAGCCAGUCGUACUCGAGUAGCUCCGAGCGCUCUUCGGCCGGCAGCAGCUACAGUCGCCGCAGCCGCCGCUACUCUGACAGCUACAGCGACUACAGCGCCGGUGAGCGGCGCGCUCGGUCCAGCCAGCGACGUCGACGCCGCCGUCGUUCCUCCAAGCGCCACUCUGACUCGGGAUCGGGCUCCGACUACGAGCGCCGCAGCCGCUCCCGGCGGCAUCGCUACUCGUCGACGUCCUCGUCGUCGGCCUCGCGCUCGCGCUCCCGAUCGCACGGCCGCGGCAGCAGCAGGCGGCGCCGGAGACGCAGCAGCUCGCGGAGCUCCAGCAGCCGCAGCCGGAGCCGAAGCAGCAGCGGCGGCCGGCGCUCGUGGCGCCGCAGCUACAGCCGCAGUUCGGUCUCGUCCGUCUCCAGCCGCGGCUCGCCUGCGCCCCGGAGCCUCAGCUCGACGCGCCGCUUUAACCGCACCAGUAUCUACCGCUCGCAAUCGCCGCGAGGCUCCUCCGGACGCGCAGGGGCAGGACGCACCGGUGGCUCGCUGGGCGCACGGAUGUCGGGCGGGAGUGAGGGACGGACCUCUCUCACGGCUCGACAACUGCUGGACAAGAUCCAGUCCCGCAAGGGCUCGGACGAACUGGGCUCGGGCUCAAACAAACUUGGCGGCAAAGUCAAGGACCCUCCGCAGGGCUACUUUGGACCCAAGUUGCCCCCAUCUUUAGGUAGCAAAGGCAUGCUGCCCCUAUUUGGCAAGCUGCAGGCAGGUAAGAAGCCGUCUCUGCUUCCCCUGACUCGGCCGGAAGACCCAAACAAAGGCGCUGGGAAGAGCUCCGAGGCAGCAGGGGAGGUCAUCCUGGUAGAGCAAAUCAGGGAGUUUCCCCCUCCUCCCCCGCCUCCUGCUCCUCCAGCCCAAAAACAACAACAACAACAGCAGCAAAAGCAGAAGCAGGAAGAAAAUCCCCCUCUAGCAACCAACUCCUCCUCUGAGGAGCCCCAGGCCCACCCUGAGCCUCAACUGUUUGAGCAGGAGCCCGUUCUUCUGAUCCCGCCCUUCCAGGGUGGUGAGCAGGCCCCCGACCCGACGGCCCCCAUCAUGGAGCGCCUGAUGGGGGGGCCGCAGCCCGGGGCCAUGCACCCCUACUCCGGCGGCUACGUGCCCCCCAGCAUGGACGAGGAGGAGCUGGGCAUGGAGGCGGAGGAGGACGGCCUGGCGCCGCUGGAGAGCCAGCCGAUCACCUUCACGCCGGAGGAGAUGGAGAAGUACAGCAAGCUGCAGCAGGCCGCCCAGCAGCACAUCCAGCAGCAGCUGCUGGCCAAGCAGGUGAAGACCUUCCCGUCCGCGGCAGCCGCGGCGCAGGCGGCGCACAACCUCGUGGCCGCCGCCAACCUCCAGCAGGUGGCGCCACCGCCUCCCCCGGCGGCGGCACUGCAGCAGAUCCACAUCCACCAGCAGCAGCAGCAGCAGCCGGCCGUGUCGGCGGCCUCGGCCACCUCCAUCACCACGGUGCAGCACGCCAUCUUGCAGCACCACGCGGCGGCCGCCUCCGCCGCCAUGGGCCUCCACCCGGCGCACCAGGCGCACCACCAGCUGCAGGCGCACGCCCAGCUGGCGCAGGUGCACCACAUCCCGCAGCACCACCUGACGCCCAUCUCGCUCUCGCCGCUCGGCGGACACUCGCUCGGCGGACACUCGCUCGCCGGACACUCGCUCGCCGGACACUCGCUGGGCGGACACUCGCUGGGCCACUCGCUGGGCCACGCUGGACUCAUCCCCGCGCACCACACCGCCUUCCUGUCGGGGCAGCCCAUCCACAUCAUCCCGGCGUCCGCGCUCCACCACACGCCGCUGGCGCUCCACCACAUGCCCCACGCCAUCUACCCCACGCUGUUCGCCCCGCGGCCCACGUCGGCCGCCGCGGCCCUGCAGCUGCACCCCCUCCUGCACCCCAUCUUCUCCGGGCAGGACCUCCAGCACCCCCCCAACCACGGCUCCUGAGACGGGGGGCGCUCCACUGGAGAACAGACUCCAGCAGGGGAGAAGAGGGAGGAGGAGGAGGAGGAGGAGGACGAGAGGCAGAGAGAUCCACUUCAUGCCGGCCUCCUCCUGCGGCGUCUGACCUCACCCAGUCAGAGAAGGUGAUGGAGGAGGGGAAGGGAAGGGAGUGUGACUUCCUUCAGGACCGGCUCUCCUUCAGGCUGUUUGGACGAUGUGGCGUGACUCCCCAGCUGAUGUUCCUCCACUGGGGGGGGGGGGGUGCUGUCUAUGCAGGACAGAAGCAACGGGGCUGCUGCGGUCCCCAAGACCUGACCCCUCCUCACCUUAGGGGGGGGGGCGGGGGACUGUGAAUGGGCAGUGGUAUGGUGGUGGGCAGGGCAGGGGCUCUCAGAGGCAAGAUGGGAUAAUGCAGGAAUCCACUGGAGUAUUUUUUUUUUAUUAUUAUUAUUGUUUACUUCAAAUCCUGCUGUUGACAUUGGUCUCCUCUGUUUUGUGUUUUUUUGAACCACCCCCCCCCCCCAUCCCCACCACCACCCCAAGAGAACCUGGUAGGCUAAAGCCAUGAGGGGUUUGGGGAUGGAAGUUACGUUAACAGGCUUGUUUUUUGUGUGGCAUAUUAAUAUAUCUUGUCCUAAAAUAAGAAAUCUAAGCUUCAAAAAUAAUAUUACUGUUCUGCCUGUCAGCGGCAUUCUCUCUCUCUCUCUCUCUCUCUCUCUCUCUCUCUCUCCCCCACCCUCCCCCUAUAAAAUCAUGGUCACGCGCUGAAGCAAGAGGCCAGGCCUCUUCAGCAGAUGCAUUAUGUGGUACUUGAAUUUGUCGAUUCUAAAAUAUUAAUGUAGAGUAUUUAGCUAACAAAAGCCAUUGUUUUUCUUUUUCCAAGUCUUAAAACAUGUUGUUCUACAGCUGACUGAACAAAUGGUUCACUGUAAGUUCCUGGGACCCAAGGUCCUCCACUUGGACAAAGGGACACCCAGGAACACACUGGUUACACUGACUCGAAAUGUUAUGACGUUCUGAAUGUCAGUCACAAGCAGGAAGUGCCAGACCACUUCCCUCUCAUGCAAGGAAUGAAGUGCGUAGUGAGGUCACUGUUGGGUUUGUAGGUCAUUCUCCCACUAUGAUCAGAUUCUUUAACUCUUUUAACUUGCACUGAAAUUUACACAUGGAGAUGCUGUUUUUCUGCAUCAUGUAACAAUUGUAAUGAUUGUAGUAUACUGCAAUAAUUUUAUUUUCUAUUCUGAAGUUUUUUUUGUUUUGUUUUUUUUGUUUUUUUAUUUGAUGAUGUAUCAGAUGUAUCCUAAGAACAGGAUUCCCCUUUCUGGUGUAAUUUAGCUCACUGUAAAUAAGGUUGCUGUAGUUGAAGUCAAAUGUAAAGUUGUAGAGGUUUGUAAACCCCUGUACAAGAUAAAGAUGAUGAACACAAAAAAGAAAAAGAAAAAAAAAGAAAGAAAAAGGCAUGGAGGGAUGGGAAGCAAAAGGGUGGGGGGGGGGACGGUGUCCACUUUUGUCUCUGGAGGGGGGAAGGUGGUUAUAUGAAAUAUACUCUGUACAGGGCAGUAAUGAAAUCUGCUUUUAUAAUUUCUUAAAUGAGUCAUCAAAAUAAAGAAUUUCCAGUUGA